Messenger RNA from Mastomys coucha (southern multimammate mouse), 3606 nucleotides. RefSeq names its product mediator complex subunit 24 (gene Med24). The record is from RefSeq and is a predicted model, not a curated record. Gene Ontology annotation, cellular component: mediator complex. NCBI's taxonomy places the organism in Eukaryota, Metazoa, Chordata, Mammalia, Rodentia, Muridae. Gene Ontology annotation, molecular function: transcription coregulator activity. Bases 292 to 3312 code for a protein of 1006 amino acids. The transcript has 28 exons.
ACAUCAUAGGGAGACAGAAGGUUGGCUUCUCCCUAGAUCCUGAGUCUCCGGGUACCAACGUACCUCAGUUCUUCGGAUAAUCUCAGAUAAAAACCACCAGAACCAAUUAGAUUAAUCCUUCUGCUUCUUUGGCGGCUUACACAAGUCUUAGACAAAGAACUACAAAUCCCAGAAGGUGUCAAAAUGGCGCUGCCUACGACGUACAGCUCGUUUGUUUGAACUCUAAUUCUCCUCUGCCCCCGUUUUUAAACUACCAUAUCGUCACUCGUCUCGCCUCCUUGGAGUGACACCAUGAAGGUGGUGAACCUGAAACAGGCCAUUUUGCAGGCCUGGAAAGAGCGAUGGAGUGACUACCAAUGGGCAAUCAACAUGAAAAAAUUCUUUCCCAAAGGAGCCACCUGGGACAUUCUCAACCUAGCAGAAGCGCUCCUGGAGCAGGCCAUGAUUGGACCUUCCCCCAAUCCUCUUAUCCUGUCUUACCUGAAGUAUGCCAUUAGUUCCCAGAUGGUGUCCUGCUCCUCCGUGCUCACCGCCAUCAGUAAGUUUGAUGACUUUUCCCGGGACCUGUGUGUCCAGGCUCUGCUGGACAUCAUGAACAUGUUUUGUGACCGACUCAGUUGCCACGGCAAAGCAGAGGAAUGCAUCGGGCUGUGCCGAGCGCUUCUUAGCGCCCUCCACUGGCUGCUUCGAUGUACAGCAGCUUCUGCGGAGCGACUCCAGGACGGGCUGGAGGCUGGCACUUUGGCCCCUGGGGAGAAGCAGCUUUCCUUGUGCUUGCAGUGCCUGGAGAAGACCCUGAGCAGCACGAAGAACCGAGCCCUGCUGCACAUCGCCAAACUAGAGGAGGCCUCAUUGCAUACAUCCCAGGGACUUGGGCAGGGUGGCACCCGAGCCAAUCAACCAACAGCCUCCUGGACUGCCAUUGAGCAUUCUCUUCUAAAACUGGGGGAGAUCCUGGCCAGUCUCAGCAACCCCCAGCUCCGGAGCCAGGCUGAGCGUUGCGGCACACUCAUCAGGAGCAUCCCCACCAUGCUGUCUGUGCACUCAGAGCAGCUGCACAAGACUGGCUUCCCCACCGUCCACGCGCUCAUCUUGCUUGAGGGCACCAUGAACCUGACAGGGGAGAUGCAGCCCCUGGUGGAGCAGCUGAUGAUGGUGAAGCGCAUGCAGCAUAUCCCCACACCUCUCUUUGUCCUGGAAAUCUGGAAAGCUUGCUUUGUGGGACUCAUUGAGUCUCCCGAGGGUACGCAGGAGCUGAAGUGGACAGCUUUCACCUAUCUCAAGAUUCCACAGGUUUUGGUGAAGUUGAAGAAAUAUUUUCAUGGGGAGAAGGACUUCACUGAGGAUGUCCACUGUGCUUUUGAGUUCCUGUUGAAGCUCACACCCUUGUUGGACAAAGCUGACCAGCGCUGCAAUUGUGACUGCACAAACUUCCUCCUCCAGGAGUGCAACAAGCAGGGGCUUCUGUCUGAGGUCAACUUUGCCAGCCUUGUGGGCAAGCGCACAGCGGAUCGGGACCCCCAGCUAAAGUCAUCCGAAAACGCUAACAUCCAGCCCAAUCCUGGCCUGAUCCUGCGGGCAGAGCCCACAGUCACAAACAUCCUCAAGACAAUGGAUGCAGAUCACUCCAAGUCCCCGGAAGGGCUGCUGGGGGUUCUGGGGCACAUGCUGUCCGGGAAGAGCCUGGACUUGCUGCUGGCUGCCGCUGCUGCCACUGGAAAGCUUAAGUCCUUUGCCCGGAAAUUCAUCAAUCUGAAUGAGUUCACUACCCACGGCAGUGGAGAGAGCACGAAAACAGCCUCGGUUCGUGCCUUGCUCUUUGACAUCUCCUUCCUCAUGCUAUGCCACGUGGCCCAGACCUAUGGCUCAGAGGUGAUUCUCUCCGAGUCAAGCUCUGGAGAAGAAGUCCCCUUCUUUGAGACUUGGAUGCAGACCUGCAUGCCUGAGGAGGGCAAGAUUUUGAACCCUGACCACCCGUGCUUCCGGCCUGACUCCACCAAAGUCGAGUCCUUGGUGGCCCUACUCAACAACUCUUCAGAGAUGAAGCUAGUACAGAUGAAGUGGCACGAGGCCUGCCUGAGCAUUUCAGCAGCCAUUUUGGAAAUCCUCAACGCUUGGGAGAAUGGGGUUCUGGCCUUCGAGUCCAUCCAGAAAAUCACCGAUAAUAUCAAGGGAAAGGUAUGCAGUCUGGCGGUGUGUGCUGUGGCUUGGCUUGUGGCCCACGUCCGGAUGCUGGGGCUGGACGAGCGUGAGAAGUCACUGCAGAUGAUCCGCCAGUUGGCAGGGCCACUGUACAGUGAGAACACCCUGCAGUUCUACAAUGAGAGGGUGGUGAUUAUGAACUCAAUCUUGGAACACAUGUGUGCGGACGUGCUACAGCAGACAGCCACGCAGAUCAAGUUUCCAUCCACGGGCGUGGACACGAUGCCCUACUGGAACCUGCUUCCUCCCAAACGCCCCAUCAAGGAGGUACUGACAGACAUCUUUGGCAAGGUACUGGAGAAGGGCUGGGUGGACAGCCGCUCCAUCCACAUCCUUGACACCCUGCUGCACAUGGGCGGCGUCUACUGGUUCUGCAACAACCUGAUUAAGGAGCUGCUGAAGGAAACUCGCAAGGAGCACACGUUAAGGGCAGUCCAGCUGCUCUACUCCAUCUUCUGUCUGGACAUGCAGCAAGUUACCCUGGUUCUGCUGGGCCAUAUCCUGCCUGGGCUGCUUACUGACUCCUCCAAGUGGCACAGACUUAUGGACCCUCCUGGCACCGCAUUAGCCAAACUAGCUGUGUGGUGUGCCCUGAGUUCUUACUCCUCCCACAAGGGACAAGCAUCCUCCCGACAGAAGAAGAGACACAGAGAAGACAUUGAGGACUACAUCAGCCUCUUCCCUGUGGAAGACAUGCAGCCUUCGAAGCUUAUGCGACUCCUGAGCUCCAAUGAGGAUGACGCCAACAUCCUGUCAAGUCCCACUGACCGCUCCAUGAACAGCUCCCUCUCAGCUUCCCAGCUCCACACAGUCAACAUGAGGGACCCUCUGAACAGAGUCCUGGCCAACCUGUUCCUGCUCAUUUCCUCCAUCCUGGGUUCACGUACCGCUGGCCCCCACACCCAGUUUGUGCAGUGGUUCAUGGAGGAGUGUGUGGGCUGCCUGGAGCAGGACAGCAGGGGCAGCAUUCUGCAGUUCAUGCCCUUCACUACCGUAUCAGAACUGGUGAAGGUGUCUGCUAUGUCCAGCCCCAAGGUGGUUCUGGCCAUCACAGACCUCAGCUUGCCCCUGGGCCGGCAGGUGGCUGCCAAAGCCAUCGCUGCACUCUGAGGAGCUCCACGGGGCCUGCAAUGGGUCCCAGCCCCUCCAAGCAGGGAGCCAGGAGACUGAGAUCUUCCCAGCCCUGCCCUGCACACCUCCCAGUCGCUUUUGUAGUUUCUGUCCUUUCAACCAGCACCCAAAGACUCUGAGCCAUCCGUCCCUAUGGUCACCCCAGUUCUAGCAGUAGCUGUACUUCGAGGAACUUUACAGGGCCACAGUAUGUAUAUAAGUUUAUUUUUAUAACCCAUGAAUGGAGAGGCCCCCUUGGUUCCUCUGUAAAUAAAGAUCCUUGUGGCUAUCAAG